UUCAAGAACAGCUCGGAUUUCCUGGUUACCGUUCCCUACAGCAGCAGGAUGAAUGUGGGGGUAGCGCACAGUGAGGUGAACCCCAACACGAGGGUGAUGAACAGCCGGGGGAUCUGGGUGGCCUACCUCAUCCUGGUCGCCGUGUUGCACGUUGUGCUCCUGAGCAUCCCCUUCUGCAGCGUGCCGCUGGUGUGGACCCUGACCAACAUCAUCCACAACCUGGUGAUGUACCUGUUCCUGCACACAGUGAAGGGGACUCCCUUUGAGACGCCGGACCAGGGAAAGGCUCGUCUCCUGACUCACUGGGAGCAGAUGGACUACGGGGUGCAGUUCACCUCCUCGCGCAAGUUCCUCACCAUCUCGCCCAUCGUGCUUUACAUCCUGGCCAGCUUUUACACAAAGUACGAUGCCACACACUUCCUGGUGAACACAGGGUCCCUCCUAAGCGUGCUCCUGCCCAAACUACCGCAGUUCCACGGGGUGCGGAUCUUCGGGAUCAACAAGUACUGAGCCAGCGAGCCCAGGAGGACCCCCAGAGCCUGCUGUCUGCUGCCGUGGGACGGGGAGGGGUCUCUGAGGGUGGGGGUGUGGAUGCAUGGAUGUGUGUGUGUGUGUGAGGUCAGUGUUUCGAGCCCCCUGGUUUAAACCAAGGUGACAGAGGAGGUGGACAGACAGACAGACAAACGGCAGGCUAAACAUCUUCAUGACACGUGACAGCGUGGACCGAAGCACACAGGAGAUGGACAAACUCUGCAAAGGGAACACAGUAACAACCACAGAUUAGAGGGAUCAGCAGUCCCCGUUUCUUCAUAUAUUCUCCUCAAGUGUUCACUUCUCAUUGUGUACACUUGUUUUGGCUACCAAGCUUAGAUUCUGUAUGAUAAUCAUAUAUACAGACUGCUCGGAAUCAAGGCCUUCAUUUUUAAGGAACGCUUUUGGCCAAUAUUUAUUUCCUACCUAUUAAUCAUCCUGCUGUGUGUGUGUGGAAUUCUGUUUUGAAUUCCGUGCGCAACAUUAAUAUGCUUCCCCUCCUGACAGCGUUUGUGGAAGCGCUUGGUUCUGGAACAACUAGUAAGCAUGGCUAACUGAUUAAAGCAGAAACAUCACUAGAGAAUCAUGUCCAUACAAUAUUAUACAUUGUAGAGAGGUAUAAAGGAUACUCUUUCAUUUCUGUGUGCUGUGAGAAAAUGUAUGUGAAGUUCUCUUGAUUUUACUGCAAGCCAGUUUAAAGUAAUUGCAGCUACAAACCAUUCGAAUCUUAGCUGUGUUGUACUUUCAUUGGCUCUAUAGACUCAAACGUGUACGUUUUGAAAGACAUACAUGUUACAUAAAAGAUUUAUUUUCAAACAUGUUUUCUUUCUCCUGCUUUAUUCUCGGGUUAUCUGUUUUACUUCCUGGGUCGCCCAGCAGUGUCCUCUGGGCCGUGUUACUGGCUCAGAGCGUGUCAGUCAACAGGGGAAACAGCUGAUUGGUUAUUGACAGGAAAGAAGAGAGUUGGGGACAAUUAAACCCUCCAGGUGACCGAGCAAGUGCAACAGUAACUGAAAGCAGAGCUUGCAACAGAUUUCUUUAACCAGGUGUAGUACCAGAUGGGUUAAAAUAAAAAAAAAAAAAAACAUGUUUGCUAUAAUUGCACAUUUGAGCCCUACAGAGUAAAUUGAAAUGCACGACAGGUAAGAUUCAUGAAGUCAUUGCGAUAGCUUCAAUCACUUUAAGAGCAGUGCUAGCCUUAGGAGAAAUCCGUGUAUUUGCCAUGUAACAUAUUCACUUGGUGACUAUAUAUGCAGGGCAUCAGUAGCUUUACAGUCUACUGUAGUUUCCUAUUGUCAGUGUCUGGAGGUAGCCGUAUGUUUACUCUGCUGGCUGUGAUGCGGAUCGCUCUGCCGGCUUUGAUGCGGAUCGCUCUGCCGGCUUUGAUGUGGAUCGCUGUGCCGGCUCUGCUGGCUGUGUGCUCACUCUGCUGGUUGUGAUGCGGAUCACUGCCUGCUGUGAUGCGGAUCGCUCUGCCGGCUGUGAUGCGGAUCGCUCUGCCGGCUGUGAUGUGGAUCACUCUGCCAGCUGUGAUGCGGAUCGCUCUGCCGGCUGUGAUGCGGCUCACUCUGCCGGCUGUGAUGCGGCUCACUCUGCCGGCUGUGAUGCGGAUCGCUCUGCCGGCUGUGAGCUCACUGCUGGCUGUGUGCUCACUCUGCCGGCUGUGAUGCGGCUCACUCUGCCGGCUUUGAUGCGGAUCGCUCUGCUGACUGUGUGCUCACUGCUGGCUGUGUGCUCACUCUGCCGGCUGUGAUGCGGCUCACUCUGCCGGCUUUGAUGCGGAUCGCUCUGCCGGCUGUGAGCUCACUGCUGGCUGUGUGCUCACUCUGCCGGCUGUGAUGCGGCUCACUCUGCCGGCUGUGAUGCGGAUCGCUCUGCUGGCUGUGAUGCGGAUCGCUCUGCCGGCUUUGAUGCGGAUCGCUCUGCUGACUGUGUGCUCACUGCUGGCUGUGUGCUCACUCUGCUGGCUGUGAUGCGGAUCACUCUGCCAGCUUUGAUGCGGAUCGCUCUGCUGGCUGUGAGCUCGCUCUGCCGGCUGUGAUGCGGAUCGCUCUGCCGGCUGUGAUGCGGAUCGCUCUGCCGGCUUUGAUGCGGAUCGCUCUGCUGACUGUGUGCUCACUGCUGGCUGUGUGCUCACUCUGCUGGCUGUGAUGCGGCUCGCUCUGCCGGCUGUGAUGCGGAUCGCUCUGCCGGCUGUGAUGCGGAUCGCUCUGCCGGCUGUGAUGCGGAUCGCUCUGCCGGCUGUGAUGCGGAUCGCUCUGCCGGCUUUGAUGCGGAUCGCUCUGCUGACUGUGCUCACUGCUGGCUGUGAUGCGGAUCACUCUACAUUUGGUGCCUUUAUUUUGGUUACGACACAACAUACCCUGUCUAAACAGUUGAGUACACAUCACAGCACUUCAUAAACUUAGUUGGCAGAUCAAAAAAACAUUAUGUUAUUGUAACAAACCUUUUCUGUGGGUUAAAAAAUUCAAACGUAAACUUGCUCUAUAAAAUAUAUUGAAAAUGGUAAUGUGCGGUGGCAUAUUUAAGGCAUUAUUAUUUUGUGUAGACUGUAAAAUUAUAUGCUUUUGGUUUCUACUUCUUAAAACGUUUCCAAUUUAACUGACAAAAGUAAUUAUUUGACUUAAAAUUAGGUGCAAUUGCCAGCAGUGGAUUUGCUUAGUUUUGACAGGUGAAAAGCAUCAAUAAAAAUCAUUGAAUUACUUUUGGAGGUUUGAGUUUUAUUAAGCAUGAAAUAAUGUGGGAACUUGCCUUACUGUUUCUGUUUGUUUUUGUUAACAUGAUGUAUUUCUGCUGAAAUGGAAACCAGAUAAAAUGCUGUGCACAGUUUA
Messenger RNA from Polyodon spathula (Mississippi paddlefish), 3362 nucleotides. Its product is annotated as ORM1-like protein 2. Lineage: Eukaryota; Metazoa; Chordata; Actinopteri; Acipenseriformes; Polyodontidae. Gene Ontology annotation, cellular component: endoplasmic reticulum membrane. The transcript is spliced from 4 exons. The record is from RefSeq and is a predicted model, not a curated record. Gene Ontology annotation, biological process: intracellular sphingolipid homeostasis; negative regulation of ceramide biosynthetic process; ceramide metabolic process. Bases 49 to 510 code for a protein of 153 amino acids.